Amphiprion ocellaris (clown anemonefish) is the source of this 3691-nucleotide messenger RNA. RefSeq names its product reticulon 3 (gene rtn3). Lineage: Eukaryota; Metazoa; Chordata; Actinopteri; Pomacentridae. The transcript is spliced from 9 exons. Gene Ontology annotation, cellular component: neuron projection; postsynaptic density. Bases 203 to 3547 code for a protein of 1114 amino acids. The record is from RefSeq and is a predicted model, not a curated record. Gene Ontology annotation, biological process: endoplasmic reticulum tubular network formation; neuron differentiation; brain development.
ACAGUCCGUCCUGUUUUCCCUAUCUCUGCUCCUCUCACAGUGUUCGGACGGUGCGUUAAGGUGCGGAUCCGAGUCCGGCUCUUGGGGAAAUUUGAGGAAAGUCAGACGACGUGUACACCUUGAAAGGGCAGAAUAAACCAAUCUCAGUAGAGACGACCGACAUUUAACAGCCUUUGUGCAUUUGUCUUGAACGUAAAGUAAAAUGGAUCCAAUGACUCAGUCCGCCCAGAUAUCAUCGUCGCAAGGGUUUGCCGAUGGACAAAAUUCUGCUGCCAAAGAAUCAAAGUUGUCCGAUUCCUUUCUUUCCUCUUCGCCUGUAUCUCUCAUUCAGUCUCCUCAAGACAAAAGAGUGGUCCUGGGCUCCGACAAGCCCUGCGAAGGUGUCGCAACAUCUCUUCGUUUUCCUUCUCAACCUGGUUCAUUCUCCCCUGGUAAUUACGGGAGUGAAGCAGGGCCACCGGAUGAACAACCAGAUUCACCAGUAAAGACAUCUCCUGUUUCAGAGCGAAUAAAGGCUCUGGAAGCUCUUGCUGCCAAAAAGAAAGAACCGGAUUUUCGAAGCGAUGGAGGUUUCUCUCACUUCAGGGACCGCCACCAUGACAAGCCUUUUGCUGAGACCCCAAAAUCUCCCACUGAGACUACAAAAUCUCCCACUGAGACUACAAAAUCUCCCACUGAGACUACGAAAUCUCACACUGAGACUACAAAAUCCCCCACCGAGAUUCAAAAGUCCCUCAUUGAGAAAAUUCUUCCAACUGGCCAGAAAAGGGGAGGUUCUGCUGAUCAGGAGUCACCAGAAUCCCCAUUUGAAGUUCUUGGAGAUUUGAGACAAGUAAACGAGUUUGAAGAAACAGAAGAGUGGAUGAAGGCUCAUUUACCUCCUGUGCUGGACUUUGAUGCUGUUGAUUUAAUUAAAAGCACCAGCAACACUACAUCAAAGGAGAAGGAGACAGACAUGGUUAUACCUGAUGCCCCCACUGCCUUUGCUGGUGUCCCUGAUGCGUUCAUGGACUCUCCUGUUGAAGCUCCAAAACUGAAAGAUGAAUUCAGUGUUGCAAAGAAGCAACCAAGUGUCGAGGAGGAGUUUGACAUUAGCUUUUUGCCAACAGCUUACAUGUGGGAUCAGCAAGAAAAAUCAGGUGUCCAGGCGCCAUCAAAUGUUGAGUCAGGAAUUCCAUCUUCACCUGCACCUCCUGAAGGCUUUGGCUCCCCAUCUCCUCCGUUCUCUCCUCCAGCCGGCACUGAUGCUACACAGAAUGAGAAGAAAGCUACUUGGGCUGGAGUUUUGGAGCCACCAGAGGCAAGUGAAGCAGACAGCUCAGGGGAAUCAGAUGAUACUGUAAUUGAAGAUGGUGUCGGUGCUCCUGCAUCUUUUGAUUCACUAGUUUCAAAAGAUCCCACCACUUCUGGCUCUGCAGCUCCUGAUCUUCCCACUGCAGAAAAGGAGCCCCCUCCACUAAAGUCAGAGAGGAAGCUAAUGCAGGUCCCAACAAUCAAUGUUAUUGAGACAGACGAGCCAAAUUAUAGUGAAGAGGAGAUGGAAAUGGAGCCUGAGGCAGAGGAAGAUGAGGAUUAUGAAGUUGUCAAAGACCCAGCCAGAGAGACUCCAAAAGCCUCAGAACCUGAACUAGACGACAGUAAAACUGAACCACCGAAAACACGCCCCUUAGAAACUGAAUUUAUGGAAGGCUACUCUCCUCCGUCCUCACCAGUGGACUCUGACACUGAAUACUCUCCCAAACACAAGAUCCUUAAAUCUAUUCCAGAAACAGUCCAUCAGGACUCUGCAUCAAAAUCCAUCCCAAAUGACUUGAAGGACUCAGGAUUAGAUUUUUCGCAAGCACCGUCAGACACAUCACAGACUUCAUCAAAUAAAGUAAUUGAUGAACCCUCCCAUUUUAAAGGCACAAAUGAAGUGGACUUCCCAGACAAUAACGAUGAGUGGUCAGAUGAAACCCAAGAUAUCUUGGUCAAACCUUGCAAGACUGAAUUUACAUCCAAGGAACCAGGUCCUUGCAUCCAAUCCAAAGUGGAUGAAAAGUGCAAUACAUAUACAAAAGACAUCUAUGUUUCCAAAACUAGCUUCAUGCAGGAUGAUAUAUAUGAUAGACAGUCAUUUGAUUAUGAUUAUGAUGCAUCCUCUCCCUUGGAUGACAUUGAUGAUGAUGGGCUAAACAAUGCCAAGGACCAGCUAUAUUCUGAUCCUUCUCAAAUCCACAUUGCAACACUCCACGACAGCACUGCACAAAGUGACGUUCUCAAGGACAGUCAUGGCGUGGAUGGUAUCACUUCACUGAAUGAUGAUGAAGCCCCCACCAAAUCAGUUGUUAAGCCAUCUCUGAGAGAGUAUCCCCAAGACCUCUAUUCCUCUUUCCAAGGUGAAACACCAAGCACCACCACAGAGCAAGAGCUUAAUAAGAAAAUGAUCGCUGACACUGUUGCAGAUAACAUGGCAAAGACCCUUACAUCGCAGAAACCUGGCUCAAACAUCCAGCAGGAUACUAAGGCAGAUCCCCAAAAUGGCUCAGUUUCUGAACCUACAGAUAGUUUUGUGGACUUCAUGCGCGAGUGCCUGAAAUCAAGGCAGGAUGAAGAACCUGAUGAUGUGCGCCAGGGCAUUUGCUCAAAGAAUGAUCCCUGCAAAAGUGGAUUGCCUCCUUCCCAAUCCCCUCCGACCAUGGUGAUGGAUCUUGAACAAGAACAACUUACUAUCAGUGCUCUCAAAGAGCUGGGAAGCAGUCAAGAGGAAGAGGAGGAGGCAAUGAACCUCCUUUCAAACCAGGACCCUGUGAACCCCUACGCUACACCUAUACAACAGUCUUCCUAUACCUCAGUUUCUAAUCCAGAAAGUUCCCAAAGCAAUCGUGUGUUCGACAGCUCAUAUUCCAAAGAGGUAGAUGCCAUCGAUGAAUGGGUGGCUGAAGCCUAUCAUCUUGCUGAGCAUGUCUUGACAGCAAUACUAACCCACUUAUCAGUUAAGGAUCUGAUCCACUGGCGAGACCCCAAGAAGUCGGGCUUGGUAUUUGGCUUGUCCAUGCUGCUGCUGCUGUCGCUGGCAGCCUUCAGCGUCAUCAGUGUGGCCUCCUACCUGCUGCUGGCCCUGCUCUGUGUCACCAUCACCUUCCGCAUCUACAAGUCUGUCGUCCAGGCUGUACAGAAAUCUAACGAGGGACACCCUUUCAAAACGCUGAUAGAUAAGGAUGUCAGCAUCCCUCCAGAGACUUUCCGCAAGCACGUGGACGCCAGUCUGACCUACAUCAACCGAGCCCUGAAGCAAAUGAGCCGCCUCUUCCUGGUUGAGGACCUCGUGGACUCCCUAAAGCUGGCUGUGGUCAUGUGGCUGUUGACCUACGUAGGAGCUGUCUUCAAUGGAAUCACCAUUCUCAUCUUGGCUGACAUCCUGCUCUUCGCUGUGCCUCCUAUCUACGAGAAGAACAAGACCCAGAUUGAUCAGUACAUCGAUCUGGCACGUACUCAAGUUAACACCACAAUCACCAAGUUGCAAGAGAAACUUCCUGGGGCUGUGAAGCGCAGCAAAACUGAAUGAUCAAACCCCACAUUAGAAACCUCCAUAUUACCAUCAUCCACAUCUCCAUCAUCUUAAACCCCCAUACCUUCCCCGAUCCCUCUCCAGUUUAACCCCCGCCCCAGUCUAACUCCUCCUCCUCACUCCAUUCAACCAUCACCACCC